Molecule: messenger RNA, 6414 nt
Organism: Dermochelys coriacea (leatherback sea turtle)
Lineage: Eukaryota; Metazoa; Chordata; Testudines; Dermochelyidae
Gene: LIX1L
Product: limb and CNS expressed 1 like
Exons: 6
Coding region: 63-1070 (335 amino acids)
Biological process (GO): autophagosome maturation
Cellular component (GO): cytoplasm
Source: RefSeq, a predicted model, not a curated record
GGCGCAGCCCCCUCCUCGGCUCCGUCAGGGCAGGGUACGGAGGCCGACCGGCGGCGGCGACGAUGAUGGAGGCGGUGCGCGCCCAGCGGCUGCAGCCCGGGGUGGGGACGCUGCGCUCCCUGCGCCCCGGGGUGACCGGGGCCCCCGCGGUGGCUGCCUCGGCCCCUCCGCCCCCCGCUCCUCCCCCGCUGCCGGCGGCGCCUCCGGGGCUGGGGCCGCCGCCGCCUCCUCCGGGGCUGCCGGGCCCGGGGGCCUCGCCGGGCGGAGCGGGGCCCCCGGCCGUGCUGCGCGAGGCGGUGGAGGCGGUGGUGCGCAGCUUCGCCAAGCACACGCAGGGCUACGGCCGAGUGAACGUUGUGGAAGCUCUUCAGGAGUUCUGGCAGAUGAAGCAGUCACGUGGUGCUGAUCUGAAAAACGGAGCCCUGGUGGUGUAUGAGAUGGUCCCUUCCAACAGCCCCCCUUAUGUCUGCUAUGUCACCUUGCCUGGGGGGAGCUGCUUUGGCAGCUUCCAGUUCUGUCCGACCAAGGCGGAAGCCAGGAGGAGCGCUGCGAAGAUUGCGCUAAUGAAUUCUGUCUUUAACGAGCACCCCUCCCGGAGGAUCACGGAUGAGUUCAUUGAGAAGAGUGUCUCGGAAGCCUUGGCGUCUUUCAACGGUAAUAGAGAAGAAGCCGAUAACCCGAACACUGGAAUUGGUGCUUUCCGUUUCAUGCUGGAAUCCAACAAGGGAAAAUCAAUGUUAGAGUUUCAGGAGCUGAUGACAGUCUUCCAGCUGUUGCAUUGGAAUGGCAGUCUCAAAGCUAUGCGAGAGAGGCAAUGCUCGCGACAGGAGGUGCUGGCUCACUAUUCGCACCGUGCUCUGGAUGAUGAUAUAAGGAACCAGAUGGCCAUGGACUGGGUGAACAGGGAGCAGAGCACCCCAGGAGCCCUUUCCAGAGAGCUGUCCUCGACGGAGAGGGAGCUGGAUGAAGCCCGACUGGCUGGGAAAGAGCUGCGUUUCCACAAGGAGAAGAAAGACAUCCUGAUGCUGGCAGCUGGCCAGCUGGGGAGCAUGCACUCCUCCAACUGCUAGACUCUGCACGCAAACUGUCCAGCUUCCCCAUGCCUACUAACAAUUCCACAUUGAAGGGAUCUGUACCGUAUCACUUAGGGCAUAUAGCUGCCUCUUUUUCCAGAGUCAUGGCCCAUUUGCACAUUUUUUAAGAAGAUGUUUUUAAAAGUUUCUGUACAAAUUUUUACACUUAGUACUAGCCUUUAGAUUACUUUUCAGCUUCCUAUCUGCUAAAGAAUUCCUUCUUUUUAAAAGUGCAUUUUAAAAAAAAAUGCAGCCUUUCAGUGUUAACACUACUCGAAAGACCUCCAUCCAACCCAGGUACUGUACAGAUGACCGUAUUCAAUGGAAAUGUAGCAAUUCCCCAGGGAGAUCUGGAUUUGAAGAGAUCCAGAAGGCAUGUUACGCAGAACUGCCUUUCCUCCUGCUUUUGGUCAAACCCUUCUGCCUUUUGAAAAGCACAGCAUCUAGCAAUAUGUUCUGCUCUUUGUGCUAGAAUUUAUGCUCCAGUGGAGAACACCUCAAAGCACAUGCAUGGAGUUUCGGAUCUGGGAUUUUGAUUUGCGCCAUUAUAGAAAUAUGGGGUCAGUCUACAAGGCUAUCAUCUGCAUCUGAGAUCAUAUUUAAAACUCCACAAAGUGUUAUGAGAUGGGUGUUUGUAUCUGUUUUUUGCUUUGAUCUUUUCUCUCUUGUACGUCACCAGCUGACUCUUUCUGUACGUUCAAACUGCUUCCUUAAUACCAAAUUAGAAGACUCUGGUGGUGGUUAAGGGAUUGGCUUUGGUAUUAAGGAAUUGGGCUCAUCUUUUUAAUUAAGUCUGUACUAGAGAGAGCUCCUAGCCGUAAGAGCUCUGUAGUCCCCCUCUUGAAUCCCCUUUGAACUUUUAUGGGACGUGACCCGAGCCUGCACGGGUGGAUAAGCUUGGAAUGCUGUUCCAUGGGCUGACUAGUAGGUGGUGCUCUGAAGUGGACAGUACACUUUCCUAGAAGUCAAGCAUCUUCAUAAGUUAGUCUCAUCUCAGUUGGCUGGGGACGCCAGAGUUCUGAGGCUAUCCUACCGCUGUCUGGUGUCUUGCUGUUUGUCUCCAUGCUAGCAACCUGGCUCUGGGUUGCUUUUGAACAGGAUGUUGAACUAAACCUUUUUCAGGAAGACUUAAAUAAACACUUGCCAGAUAUUUAGAACUGGCUAACAGAAACACUGGGGGAACUGUUCCAGGCAUAUCACCAAAGGCCCUGUGUUUACUACCUUGUUAACCAGAACUGUAUUAACCUCUUGAAGCAGAACCUGGAUCCAGCUGGUCCCCAGCAGUGGAAGGUCAGAUCUGGAUCCAAACCCUAUGGUUCAGUCUCAACUAUACUUUGUUUCUUUUGACCAGCGUAGAGAGAUCUGAACCAAAUUAUAAACAGGGCUGCACCUAGUCUAUAGUGCACUAACUAGUUUAUAAUAUAGGUCAGAUCCGUCUUCAGGUUGCUAAGAACAGUCUCCCUACAUGGUUUUACUCCCUAAAAUGUUUAGAUUACCCAUGCAAAAUAGGUAGCAGUAGGCUGCAAAGGGCUGCAUUUAAUCUCCACUUUGGAACUGCUCUGUUUGUUAUAAUGUUGCUUGAACAAAAGAUUCCUGAAAUGUAAAUCUAUAUAUGCACUAUUUUUUAAAAUUGAUAGAGCCCUGCACUUAGUAUAAAUAUUAGCCCUGUAGUGCAAGUAGCUUAAAAUCAUCCUUUCAAAUACCCAGAUGUUUAUAUCGUUCAGAUUUAUGGCGGGGGGUGGGGGGAUUGCUGGCUUCAGAACAGCAGCACAAAAGGGAAACCCAAUCAAGAGACGACAACUGCAUUCCCAACUCCUCUCUAGGAUCUGCUUGUUCCAGGGAUUUACAUUGAGCUUUCCUAACAGGCUAGGCACUCAGUUGUGAACUGUUUCUUAGCUACCUAACUGCCCUAAGAGAGUUGAAAGAAAUCUAUGGGGGUUUAUCCAAUCUGCCCAAGUAGAAACCUCAUGUUCAGAAAUAGUUUGUGGAUAUCUGUCAUGGACAGAAAAACUGCAGCUUUGUGGAGAUGGGGCAGCUGCAAGCACUGUUUUUAUCAGGCCAUAUUUACUGAAGAUGUAAUCAAAGCACAACCAUAGAACUACGUGAUCGUUGGUUUCUACACAGUUGUUGGAGGGGACAGGGGGAAGGAAGGGGUUGUUAACACCUUGGGCACCCCUUCUUAUCGGCCCUCAAAUGAUUCCAGUCUGAUAAGUUCUCCUGUGCACAUAAAUGCCAGUACAAUGCAAGCCAGGGAUUAAUUGCUCUGGUUACAAACUGAAAACAUUUCACUGCUUGCACCGGGGAAAAAAAUGGAAAGUCAUUCCAGCCCAGACCAUCCUAGUCCCUGGAUUUCUGAUCUUUUUGCAUCUCUGUGACAAAUCUAAUGGGCAUUAGGGAGCCCAUAUUUCAUAUUUUGCUGUGGGGCCUUAGCCCAAACUUGCAUUUUGAUCAAAGAUCCAGAAUCAUUUGGUUCUGCGGAGUUAAAACUGAAUAUUAAUGCACAAAAACAAAAUCGUAGUUUGUAAUAUUCCCAAUAGGAAGUCAUACUCUAUAGUGUUUCCUGUUUAUGGCAAUAACUCUUUAGUCUGAUCUUUCAGAUCAUAACUACCAAACCUUUUUUACCUUUUAUCUAGUGACUUGUAGAUUUUGUAAGCCUGCUGUGCAAGGCAUUUAUUUGCAAGGAUGUGGAACUCUUUAAUCUCGCAUCCUGCUUUGUGGGGGCUUGCUAGUGUCUGAUUAGUUUUGUAAAGGAAAAGUUACAGUAUUGGGCCGUCACUAGCAAAGUCUGAAUCUAUUUUUGUGGUGACAUAAAUGACACAGGGAUUGAUGGAGCUGGAUGCCAUGGUACAGAAAGUAUCUGUUAGCUACGCCCGCACUGUAAUGGUACCAGUUUUAAGCUUGAUUGUAGGCCAGUCAUCCAAGGCCUUUGUCAUUUUAGAGUCUUCCUUUACAAAGUAGGGGAAAAACUAAUGUUUUGUAAAACAUCCACGUGGUACAUUUUCUAUACUAUUUGAUUUGCAACAUGUAGUGUGCAGUGCAAUAGAUUUGCUUGUAAUUCACACAAAAUGUCAAUCACUAUCUCUUGGCUUAUGAGCCUUUUCCUCUAGUCAGCAUUGAAGAGGCAGGAGGCCUCAGGCGGUGGGGGGGAAAAGGGGGGUAACAGUUGAGCACUCUGUACAGUAUUUCAUAUUCUCGAUUCACUAGUGUAGUUCAGGUUAAACAGCCAGCUAGAGCACAUGUCUCCUAGCCAAUGCAGUCUAACAAAGCAAUGAUUUGCUGAUGCACUAAAUAAUCUUCCUCAAAAGCCUUUUCAGUGUAUAAUCCAGAAGAGCUGAUGGGAUCUCUUGUGGGAUCUUCAGUCAAAGGCUGUCUUUUAAAAAAAUGUAUUCUGCCGCUUUGGGCUCUUUGUGGAUCUCUUCUCAUGUUGGCUCUUAGUGUCUCACUAAUUGAAACUGGUCUCUGAGGUCCCACCCCGGAGCAGGAGCCUGCCACCUCUCAACCCCGCUCCAUCUUUCAAAAGAAGCCUCUUGCAGAGGAUGUUUCAACUAGUAGCAUGUGGAUAUUGAAGCAAUGUUAUCACAAGAGGGAGCUCAAGAAGAAACUGCAUUAUUCUCAGACCUUCUAGUGCUGUAUUCCAGGCCUAACAAGCCUAUGUCUGAUGGUUUUAUAUGUAUAUAUAUUUUAUAUGCAGCCUUUUUACCUGAUAGUAUUAACGUUUAAUGCAUUUAUAAACUUGAUUUGUAAAUGGUAUUUUUAGUUCUUGGGGUGUUUUUUAUUUUUUUUAAACAGGUUGGUUUCUUGGUUUCUGGACCGCUACUGAGACACUUCAUGCUGUUUCUAGAGAAAGGAAAUGAUUGAGUCUUAACUUUCUUCUAACAUUUCCACUUGUGUGGAGAGUUAAAAUAAAUAAUGUGACACUGACUUGUCUAAGGACCUAAUCCUGCAAAUGCUUAAGACCUCGAGAGAGGUGGUGUUCACAGCAUUGGAACCCGAAGUGUGCAUCUCCAGAAAUGAUGCUCCCUGAGUUGGACACCUUCCUCCCACAUUGUUUGGUGCAGGGCAGAAUCUGGACCUAGACUUCAGUUCAUCUGUUUUGGGUUUUUUUUUUAAAUGGCUUUUCUGAAUCAGUGUUAACCUUACUGUCUGACACAGGGUGGUGCUGCAGAAGUCAAAUUGCAUUAGAAAUUUCCUCACUUAUGCAGACAUAGGCUGUAUUCCCUUUGACAGCUGAAUAAUCACUCUUCCCCUUCUGAAGUCUGGUACUUCAGCUCCCAGCAAGCACAGGAAGUUUCUUAAGGUCUGUCUGCUCCCCAUUUCAGUGCUAAUUUUGGACCUUUUGAAGAUGUAUUUAUUUGCUUAUGUGAGACGUUAAUGGUUCUCCACUAAAACCAGAAACCCUUACUCUACUCAAAUCAUCAGCACAGUGUUAUACUCUGAAUAAUAAGGAAUACAUUUCAGAUGCUUUUUGGUGCCGUUAAAAAAUUGCAAGCAACCCUUUGAAACAAACAUAAGGAUUACAUGGUUUCUGUGCUCAAAGGCUAAUUCUUUUUAAUGGGAUUUCUUUGCAAUAGGAGAGGCAUAUAAAAAUAUCAUACAUAGUAGUUUGUUUAAAGGGUGAUAUGUUCACGUAUAUCAGCCAUGUCAAAUUCUACUCAUCCAUUCACAUGGUGAAUCUUCUUCCAGGCGAGUUAAACAUCCCUAGUUUAACCAAGGUAAGGGAAGUUUGGAAAGGUCUGGGCAGGCUCUCACUUUCAUGACUGUUGUGGAGGUAGUUUUUUAUAUUUAUAUAAUAAAAUCUGUUAUAAGUAGAGCCACACCAGAGGAUUUACCUGUUUCUGCUAAGCUAGCAGUCUGUCUAAUACUGUGAACUAGCUAGAGCUCUGGCAUCUCAUUUGCAAACACUCCAAGAAUUGAUGCAGAGCUAUGGGACAUUGCCUCGUGCCUUUUUCUACUGGGGUUAGAGAAGAGGGUUUCCUGGGCAGGACCCAGUAUAGCUUUAGUAUAAAUAGCAACAAAUGUCUGAGUGUCUUUCCUGUGUUCCUACCCCCGCCUUCUAAUCACAAGUUGUCUUGAAAUCUCUAUCCACCAUGAGCUUCAAGGGGAAAUUUUGGCUUUUGAUCUAAUCCGUAGUACCAGCAUUAUUAAUAUACUGGCUUCCUAAGCAUCCAGUAUCUCUUCUUUCCUGCCUUCAUGCUGUAUAUUCCAAAUCAAACACUACAGUAAGAUAAAUCACCUUUCACAUGUUGUCUCUGCCUUUGUUCCAUUGUAUCAUAUAAUGUUCAGUACUUCACAUGUGAUUUGUAUGUAUAAUUUUAUACAAUAAAAUUAAUUUUUUUGAGGA